UGAAGUGUCGACAGAGAAAAUGCCUUGCUUGAACAUUUCGACGAACGUUGAUCUUGAUGGCGUCAAUACAUCUGCCAUCCUCUCUGAAGCCUCCUCUCAAGUAGCCAAAAUCAUCAAAAAACCCGAGUCUUAUGUGAUGAUUGUGUUGAAGGGCUCAGUUCCAAUGUCAUUUGGAGGAACCGAGCAGCCAGCAGCUUAUGGUGAACUGGUAUCUGUUGGUGGCCUUAACAGUGAUGUGAACAAGAAACUGAGUUCUGCAAUUGCAACAAUUCUUGAGUCAAAGCUGUCGGUUCCCAAGUCACGGUUCUUCCUCAAGUUUUUUGAUGCCAAGGGUUCACACUUUGGUUGGAAUGGUUCCACCUUCUAAAUCCGGCUUCUCGCUUGAGUUGCUAGCAACUUGACACCACGUCUUUGGUGCUCUGCGGUUGUAGAAAUCCAAGUAGGAUAUUUCUGUUUCUGUCUAGGGUUAUGGCAUGUAGAACGUGAAUGCGCGGUUGUAGAAAUCUAAGUAGGAUAUUUCUGUUUCUGUCUAGGGUUAUGGCAUGUAGAACGUGAAUGCUUUUAAACUGUGCUUCUUUUAUGGGAAAACUAUGUUUUGCUUGAAACCUAACAACCCUUUAGUCAUGAGUGGAUGUUCUUUGACAUGCUCAGGGUUGUGUUUUUAUACUUUGCAUCCUCUUAAGAUCUUAAACUCAGGCAUGGGAGUGUUCAAACCAUCUACAUAAAAGACACUCUAGU
Populus euphratica (Euphrates poplar) is the source of this 738-nucleotide messenger RNA. RefSeq names its product macrophage migration inhibitory factor homolog. The record is from RefSeq and is a predicted model, not a curated record. The coding region runs from base 20 to 367 and encodes 115 amino acids. Gene Ontology annotation, molecular function: phenylpyruvate tautomerase activity. NCBI's taxonomy places the organism in Eukaryota, Viridiplantae, Streptophyta, Magnoliopsida, Malpighiales, Salicaceae. The transcript has 3 exons.